Pyrgilauda ruficollis (rufous-necked snowfinch) is the source of this 6113-nucleotide messenger RNA. RefSeq names its product RAS p21 protein activator 2 (gene RASA2). Lineage: Eukaryota; Metazoa; Chordata; Aves; Passeriformes; Passeridae. Gene Ontology annotation, molecular function: phospholipid binding; GTPase activator activity. The record is from RefSeq and is a predicted model, not a curated record. The coding region runs from base 1945 to 3744 and encodes 599 amino acids. Gene Ontology annotation, biological process: negative regulation of Ras protein signal transduction; regulation of GTPase activity; intracellular signal transduction. The transcript has 19 exons.
UUUAGUAUAAAAUGAAUAAAUCUUAAAAUGCUGUGAUGUUGAAUUGGAAAAGAAAGUCAUAGGUUUUAAGCAAAAUCUUUAAAUGACAGAAAAAUCUUCCAGUGCUCUCAUGCAUACAUCACAUCUCCAUGGAUACUGUUCUCUUCCUUCCCUGCCAUAUGCUCCAGACUGGGAUGGUGUUUGGUCUGUCUGCAUUGUCUGCACUAGUCAAGAGCCACUUAAAACUCAGUUCUCCCUUAUGUUUUGUAUUGCAUUUCUGCACUGAACUUCCUGCUAAUCUAUGUAAAAUUCCUGUAUGUUGUGAUACAGGCAGUUGCUCACUCACCUUCCUGUUAUAUCUUCUCUGUUUUUCUUCAUGUGUGGGUUUCUUUGCAGCAAAUGUGUAGUAAUUGGGAGGAGACGAGAGAGGAGAGGUUCUGGAACACCUUCAGGAUGCUGUGUUCAAAGUCCACGCAGUUCAAACAUCUCCUUGUUUGGGAUCAGUAAUCCUCAGUAACUGCUGGAUUUUUUCAUUUAAGAAAAAUCCCCCAUCCCACACAUUCACUAUGUGCAAGUCCCUGCCCAAUAAGGAGGAUAAGUUUCAGUUGCUUCUUUUUUGCCACAUCAGACCCUUUCCUUUCUCCUGUGCUGAGGAAUUGCCUUUGUGAGCAUAGUGCCAGGAUGUGUUGUACCAGACUUGCUUGGCUUAAAGACUGUGGAAGGAUUGGCCCUGAAUAAGCUCUGCAUGGAGCAUUUUUUUUCCUCCUUGGUAAUAAAACAUCAUAUUUUUUAGGUUUGGCUUGGGGGGUUUUCUGUUUGUUUGGGUUUUUUCUAAGAGGACUAGGGAGGCUCACCCAUUAUACUUAGGAAUCAUGGGGCCAAAUGGCAAAGAAGGUAAAUUGACAUAUAUUUUCUGUUUGUGUCCUGUGAUGUGGAUGGAAGUGUGAGAAUGUUGGUCCCACAAAAUAUUUACCCUGUUAAUAUGGGAAUAUAUGUGCAAAUCUGACAGGAAUUCCUGGUUGAGAUUUUCCAAUCUUAUGCAUGUGUGACUCAUGUACUGGAAUAUUUAUGUGUCCAGUGCCUGAAAAUAGGUAGUAGAUACUUAGGGCAGUUUUUCUUCUCCCUUGUCUGUUUUUCUCACGUAUUUUAUUUUUCUUUCUUUUGGAAAGCCAUUUUAUACUACCACAGCCAUUUGCUAAAUAAAUAAGUAAAUAAAACUGUAUUCCUUUAUAAAAAUUGUAAAAUUAAAAAAAACCCCAAAAAACCAAAACCAACCCACAAGGAAGUGGGGGCAGUUGUUUUGUUUGACCCUGUGUUGCUUCAUAUCUAACAUGAGCGGCAGUUGUUUUCAAAGAAAACCUUCAUUGUCUUGGGUAUAAACCCCUGUCUGUAAAGAAGUAGUGGGUAUUUCAGCAGCAAAAGAGGGUGGGAAAAACAGAAACUGCAGUUGAACAAGACAAGGAAAAGUGUGCUCAUUACCUUCAGGCAGUGGUAAAGAAAUUUAAAUUUUAAAUGCAUUAGAAAUUGUUCAUGUAUUUUAAUUAAUUUGUAAGUUUUACCUGUUUGUGAAAUUAAAUACAACCUUUGAGUUGGAUAGAUGCAUGGUUAGCUACAUACAGCAUUUAAAAUAUUAGUUCUUUUAACUGUAUUGUGAAGGUCAGCUAAUUUUAAGAUUUUCCUCAUUGAUCAAAGUGAAUUGUAAAAUAACAAAAAAUGUUUUAACUUAAAUGCAUGUGUCCUUCUUGACAAUAGAAUGUCUUUAUAAUUGUGUGUUUAAGUUGUCUAUGGUAAAAAUUUUACCACAUUGGAACAGGAAUGACCAAAAGAAGACCAAAGUUAAGAAGAAAACAAGCAAUCCGCAGUUUAAUGAAACAUUUUAUUUUGAGGUAACCAGGUCCAGCAGUUACACCAAAAAGUCCCAGUUUCAGGUGGAAGAAGAAGAUAUUGAGAAACUAGAAGUCAGAAAUGUCAGAGAGGGUUGACCUAUGGAAUAAUGGGAAUCUCGUACAAGACAUCUUUCUAGGAGAAAUUAAAGUUCCUGUGAAGGUGUUAAGAAAUGAUUCCUUUCAAGCAUGGUACUUACUUCAGCCAAGAGAAAAUGGGAACAAGUCUUCUAAAACUGAUGAUUUGGGAUCACUUAGAUUAAAUAUCUGUUACACUGAAGACUGUGUACUUCCAUCUGAGUACUACACUUCUCUAAGGAACUUGCUGCUAAAAUCUUCAGAUGUUCAGCCUAUUUCUGCAUCUGCUGCCUACAUUCUGAGUGAAGUGUGUCGAGACAAGUACGAUGCUGUGCUGCCUCUGGUACGGCUGCUGCUGCACCACCAGAAGCUGGUUCCCUUUGUUGCAGCAGUGGCAGAACUAGAUCUGAGGGACACCCAAGAAGCAAACACAAUCUUCAGAGGCAACUCAUUAGCAACUCGGUGUGUGGAUGAAAUGAUGAAAAUAGUGGGGAAGCACUACCUAAAGGUUACUUUGAAACCUGUAAUUGAUGAGAUAUGUGAGUCUCCUAAACCCUGUGAAAUAGAUCCCAUCAAAUUAAGAGAAGGGGAUAAUGUGGAAAUUAAUAUGGAAAAUCUCCGAUACUAUGUGGACAAAGUGUUCCGUGAAAUAGUGCGGUCGAGUAUAAGUUGUCCUACACUAAUGUGUGAUGUUUUUUAUUCUUUGAGGCAUCUGGCUGCCAAAAGAUUUCCAAAUGACCCUCAUGUACAGUAUUCUGCAGUGAGCAGCUUUGUGUUUCUCCGUUUCUUUGCUGUAGCCGUAGUCUCACCUCAUACUUUUCAUUUACGACCUCACCAUCCAGAUGCACAGACUUCUAGAACAUUAACUCUUAUAUCAAAAGCCAUCCAGACUUUGGGGAGCUGGGGAAGUUUGACCAAGAGCAAACUUUCAAGUUUCAAGGAGACAUUUAUGUGUGAGUUUUUCAAAACAUUUCAAGAAGAAAAAUUUACUGAAUCUGUUAAAAAGUUUCUGGAUGAUGUUUCCUCUACGGAGAGUAAAGAGCCCAGUGGUGUGAGCGAGCCAGUACAUCUGAAAGAAGGAGAAAUGUACAAAAGAGCUCAGGGAAGGACACGGAUCGGUAAAAAGAAUUUCAAGAAGCGAUGGUUCUGUCUAACAAGUAGAGAAUUCACAUACCACAAACAGCAAGAUAAAGAACCAAUUUUCACUAUUCCAAUCAAAAACAUCCUUGCAGUGGAGAAACUUGAUGAGAGCUCCUUCAACAAGAAAAAUAUGUUUCAAGUACUUCAUGGAGAAAAGCCACUCUACAUCCAAGCAAAUAACUGUGUAGAAGCCAGUGAGUGGAUAGAGGCUCUGUGCCGGGUAACGAGGUGCAACCAGAAGAGGCUGAGCUUUUACCACCCCUCUGCCUUCCUGAACGGGAGCUGGCUGUGCUGCAAGGCCACGGCCGAGAGCACCGAGGGCUGCGCUCGCUGCACCGCAGAUGUUCCUGCUGAUACUCAAAUUGAGAUUGAUGGUGACAGAGAGACAGAAAGAAUUUACUCACUUUUCACUGUCAACAGGUCUAAACUACAGAAGUUGGAAGAGGCUUGUGGAAGUAUAGCAGUCUAUCAAGGUCCUCGGAAAGAACCAGAUGAUUAUUCUAAUUUCACCAUAGAAGAUUCUGUAGCCACUUUUCAUACACUUCAGCAGAUAAUAGACAUAGUAGAAAAGCUGAAUGAAUCACAUGAAAAAUACCAGAAGAAGAGAUCAUCUAGUGCCAAAUAUGGUAGUGAAGAAAAUCCGAUUGUUGGAAAGGUUUCCUAACCAAAACAAACUGGCCCACUUGGAUGAAAAAAGAAACUGGAAAUGUUCUAGAGUGUUUUGGUUUUUUGGUUGUUUUCAUUUUUUUAAUUCAUUAUAUGCAUUUUUGCAAAAUAUUUAAGAAUGAACGUAAAUGCUAGUUGUGUUGACAAUCUAUUUAAUAUUUAAGAGAAAAAUACCUUCUUGGAAAUCCGGUCUUUAAGGUUUAUUCUCAUUUUGCUGAAGAACUUGAAGUUUCAGGUUCUUGAAAUGACAGAUGUGAAUAAAUCUAAAUGUUGUUUUGCCAUUGUUGUCUUAUUGGAAAGAACUUUCUAAACAAAUAAGCUUUUUCACGGAAGAAAAUCCACACUGCAUUUGUUGGUUGGAUUACAUCUCAGUACAUACACUGCACACUUGCAUGAGUUUACCAUGAGUGCCUGCCCUGCUGAAUCGGAUCUCGAAAUAGAAAUCCCAAGGUCUUGUGAUGUGGAAAAGAUCUGAAGCUUCACACUCGAUACAUUUGACUUAUUUUUUCCUUGUGUUAGGUGUUGUCAGGACUUGAUUUAUCUACAGUUGAAGUUCUACAGAACCAUGCAGUAUGCUGCAAAUAAUCUGGACAGCAAAUACCAGUGUUAGUUGUGUUAUUAAGUACUAAAGAAGAAAUCAGGGAACUUAUGUUGUACCUCUUGUUUACAUUUGGAGUGAGUAAUAUAUGGAGUGACAUUAGACCACUAUCUAUUUUCUUUAGCAUUUUUUAAGGUACAUAUUUUUACUUAAUCUAAAAAGAAAUGCAGGGUAGUAACAUUCUUGUUAAAAUAGGUUUGCCUACAGAUAGAAAAAUUUAAGUGUGAACAGAUUGUGGUUAAGUACUGAUCAAUUAACAUCAUCCCAUGUAUGAUUUAACUUCUUUUUAUAAAAAGUAAUAACUACGUCCAGCUCAACUUUUGACUACAAAUCUAAUAAAUAAUCUCUAUUAUAAUCACUCAAAGCACUUUAGAUAUCUGGACUAUCCCAGAUUAUUUUUAGAUACUUUGUAGUAUCUGCUUGUUAUGAUCAGUUGAAUGAUCAACACUGUUUUGUCUUUAAGCAAUGCUUCAGUGAAUAUUUUUGUAUCUUUAGUUACAUGGAUUCGUAUUUGCCACUUAACACAAUUUUAAACUGGCAUUCCUGACUUCAGUAAGAUUAAUUUUUGCUCACUUUGUCUGAGAAGUUAGUUUUCUGCUGAGAAAAAGUAUAUGUAUAUAACCAGGAAGAAGCAAAGGUAUUACUGUGGCAACUUUGCUUCAUCAGUAUUAAAUACAAUGGUACUCCUUGGAAUAUUAUUUUUAAUAAAAGUUGUAUGUGGUACUUUUAUUUUUAAAGCAUUUUCUGUGGGGUCUUUUGUUGUUUUGUGGGGUGUUUUUUUAGUUUUGGUUUUGUUUUGUUUUUUCAAUCACGAUUUGGCCAAAUUAAUUAGGAAUGUAACUUACUAGAAAUCCACAAUGCUUGAAACAGUAUGGUGUUGAAAUUACCACACAUUUAUUAUACUGUUGUAAGAAGGCUUUCUAUAAUGGAAGCAAUGUGGCAAGACAAGAUUGAAAUUUCUUUGGAAUGAAUGUAACUCGUUAAAAUUACUUCAGUUUAAUACCAAGAUAUUUUAGAAUAUCUGGGGUUCAGUGCUAGGAUCUGCAACAUCACAAUCAUUCAAUCACCUCAGCUGGUUUUGCCUUUUCCUUUUUUACACAUUUGAUGUGUUCAACAGGACUUUUAUUUGCCAACAGUUAAAACUGAGGGAGAAUACAGCAAUGCAAAUAAAUGUGUUUUGCCAAGGUAAAGGUAAAGAUUAAUUGCCAUUAAUCAAAAACUGCCAUUAAACAAAGUUGAAUGUGGUUGAGUGUCAGAAUUAGGUUUUUGUUGUAUAUGAAUUAACCCUGUGGCAAACCCUCUUCCUUGGAGCCAUUUUCUGUUGUUUUCAAAGUAAAAUUUUUGAAAAAUUGAGUAGUAUACUCUUACAAUGUUGGGGUUUUAUAAUAUGCACUUUUUUUUUUUUUUUUUUGCUUUGGUACUGGAAUAUUGAGAAAAAAACCCAGAAGGCCAUUGAAUAUUUGUGACCAUUAAGAUUUGAUUUCUCAUUUUAUAAUGUUUUAAACUACAGUAGAUGUUCUAGAAUUUAAUUAGGUACAAGUAGGAUGAUUAAUAAUAAAAGUUGCAUUCAUUUUGAUUAGUCUAGAAAAGUGAUGUUAUUCAGUAAUUAGUUCUGUUAGAAUUGUAAAAGUUUUAAUGUUCUUAUGAUGAUGUAUUGUUGAAUGUAUUUUUAUUUAAAUUUUAUUUUCUUAUCAAGACAUUAAAAUGUUUUGUAACGUUGCUUGAGAAUAACUCAGAAAUAAAUUACAACAAACCUGAGAUAAGCUGUG